AUGUCUGCUACCAAAAUCGCCCCCGAUACAUCUGAUGCCGUCACCGUCGACAGUACUAACACCAACACUCCUGUUGAUGCCAAACAAGAAGCUCUCAAGAAGAUAACGGCAGAGAAAGAGGCCAAGCGCAUCGAAAAUGUUGCUAUCCAGAAGAGAAAGCUCGAAGCUGCUAAGCAAAAGGCGGCGCAAGAGUUGAUAUCCAAGGGCAAGAACGCGAUCCUCAAGGCCCAGCCUAACCGACCUUCACGACGACCGGCAAAGAAGAACCGAAGACCGCUUCCCCCUCCUGCCAACCGGACUCACGAGACCGAAGCGACUAUGGAGAAGACGAAAGCUAGCGCUGAAGAGAAACGUCUUGCCCCUCUGCGAGUUGUUCGCCCAAGCUAUAGCUACAGCGACAUCGUCGAGCAGCGCGUUGUCGAUGGCGUCGUUGAGCGCAUCACCCAUACCAACUAUUCUGCGCCUGAGUCCUGUGCCGCCCACAACCACGACGAGGGUAUCGAGCAGCGCAUGGCCGACAGCGUCACUGAUCCUACUUUCCAGUCCACUGAUGCGCCCGAGACUGUCCAGUCUGACACCGACGUUGAGUCAGAUAGGGCCACAGAACCUGAAACUGAGUCAGACGAAGAGCCUCCUCAGUUAGUUCAAGAGCUUGCCUCUCCUGAGCAGGUCACUGUCCCUGAAGACGACGACGAUUCCGCCGAAGCUUCCAGUAUCACUGCACCACCCCACAUAUACAUCACCGCUCCGAUAGAUGAUGCGGAUGAGGAGCCUUUGAUGACUGAAGAUCUGGCUGAGGCAAUUGACAAGUCGUCCGAACCGAUCAAGACAAAUGUCUCUGAGAAAUCCACUUGUAGCCCUUCGGCGAUUCUGUCGAUGCCCAACUCGACUCUAUACCCUUCGCGCCUAUCUCGCGACGAAGAGGCUAAGUUGGUCGCUAUGCACGUCGCGCCCAUCGUACUGCCGGCCACUGAAGCCAAGCAGCAGAAGCUUAGUAAGGCUGGGAAGAAGGCCGCUAGGACAUCUGAGGUAUCUAAGGAGGUGGCUACAGUUGACUCCGACUUGACCCAGGAACCUCUGGAACCCAACUCUGCCGAGACUACGAUAGAUGUUGUUGAGCCCAUUGUCUUAACCGAAGGAUCCGCAUACGUCGCAACACUUCUAGCGAGGCCCAAUGGUUCUGGUGUGACCACAGAGUCUCGCAACCUUCACGAGAAACUCGUCGCGCUUCAUGUCGCACCUCCCUCGCUGCCGAUCACUACACCCAAGCAGCAGAAGUCCAACCGCAAAGCUAUCAAAGCCAACCUCCAGAUGUCUACCGCGGUUGAGAAGAAGGACCCUGAUUUCAUCGCCUCUCUGCUUUCCAAGCCCAACGGCGCAGGCGAAACCCAGAAAGCGCGCGACUUUCAUGAGAAGCUGGUUGCGCUUCAUAUCACUCCUCUCUCGCUGCCGGUCAUUGCGCCCAAGCAGCAAAAGACCUCAAAGACCGAGCAGAAGGCUAAUAAAGCUGACAAGAAGAAGUCUGUUGCGACCGGGAAGAAAGAGUCUGCCUUUAUCGCCUCUCUUCUCUGCAAGCCCAAUGGUCCGGGUGAAUCCAAAGAGACCCGCGACCUUCACAACAAUCUUGUGGAUAUGCAUGUAGCGCCACUCGACGUUCCGGUUUCCAUACAACAGGAUAAGGAUAAGAAAGCUGGGAAGGCCCACAAGUAUAUUGAGACUUGGACCGCUGACCCUGAUGCCGUUGAUCCACUGAUCGCCAGCAUGGUGCCUCCCAUUACUGAAGAGCCUAUCUUUGCUGUUGAGGAGCUGGGUACAGAGGAUGCAACGCGCGACAAGCUGUCUGUCGUCAUUGCGACUCCCAUCCAUGGUUUCUGGCAAACUGUUCUUUCCAAAACCCCUGCCACCGAAACCACCACCGUCGACCAAACAGUAAUCAUCCCCGACUCCGCCCUAACCACCACCCCUCCCACCUCCUCCCGCGACGACUCAUCCUCUGAGUGCGACACCAUAAGAUCAUACAGCACCUCCACCCACUCCACCCCAUCCAUCCGCCACGCAGCCUCAAAAGCACGCACCACCUUCCUCGGCGCCACAUCCCUAGAAACCUUCAUCAACACCCUCGACUUCGAACUCUGGGACGGCACAACGACCAAAGACGACAUCUGCGAGGCCUUCGCUUCCCUAUCCAAUCACCCCACACCAACUACUACUACUGGUCUGAAUACCGCUAAAAUCCAGCGUAAGAUCAAGUUGGGUAGCACGUCACUAUACGCGUUCCUGCGUCAAAUUACGUUCAUCGAGGAUGAUGAAGUGACAGUCGUGGGGGAGGUGAUGAGGGUGUUUAGGAAGGCGGCGGGGGAGCAGGUGACGGAAACGAAGCUGGAAGUUGCGUUAUGGCUUGCGGAGGAGACGGAUGAGGGCAGUCAGCGAGGCAGGCGGUCAAAGCGUUCUUCUCUGGCUGGUGGGGUCUAA
Molecule: messenger RNA, 2472 nt
Organism: Alternaria infectoria
Lineage: Eukaryota; Fungi; Ascomycota; Dothideomycetes; Pleosporales; Pleosporaceae
Exons: 1
Coding region: 1-2472 (823 amino acids)
Source: RefSeq, a predicted model, not a curated record